AAUAAGUCAAUAGAUAAAAAAAUAAAUAAAUAAUUUUCUGUACCACCUUAUUUCAAGCCUACAUAAGCCCAGCAGGGAUUGAGCUAUACCCAACUCACUCUCUCUCUCUCUCUCUCUCUCUCUCUCUCUUUGAAACUUCGAAGAUCGUUAGCAGAGGUUUGGGAGCACAGCCAUGGCGGAUGUACUGAAUGAAGAGCAGAUUGUGGAGUUUCGGGAGGCCUUCUGUCUUUUCGACAGGGAUGGAGACGGUCGCAUUACUGUGGAAGAAUUGGCGACGGUGAUCCGAUCAUUGGAUCAAAACCCCACCGACCAAGAACUCCAGGAGAUGAUCACUGAGGUCGAUGCCGACGGCAAUGGCACCAUUGAGUUUACAGAGUUCUUGAGCCUCAUGGCCAGAAAAAUGAAGGAAACCGAUGCAGAGGAGGAACUAAGAGAAGCUUUCAAAGUGUUCGACAAGGAUCAGAACGGGUAUAUAUCGGCCAGUGAGCUGCGGCAAGUGAUGAUCAAUCUAGGGGAGAAGCUAACGGAUGAAGAGGUGGAGCAGAUGAUAAACGAGGCAGACCUGGAUGGAGAUGGGCAGGUUAACUACGAUGAAUUUGUGAAGAUGAUGAUGACUGCGUGAUCAGUGAUUUUAGUGAAAUGUGAUCAGAGAAAUGUCAUUAUUCAAGUUCAUUUGUUUCGUAUUAACCCUCUUCCCCAAAAAAUAAGUUCACUUAAUUUGUGUUUUAAUCUUAUUCAAGUUCAUUCUUCUUGUUCUGUUAACAUUCUGAUUACUAUGAUUUUCAAUUUGUUUCAAUAAGGAAUAUGAGAAAAAAGAAAAAACAGUGUUUUUAUUAUUCAA
Molecule: messenger RNA, 841 nt
Organism: Malania oleifera
Lineage: Eukaryota; Viridiplantae; Streptophyta; Magnoliopsida; Santalales; Ximeniaceae
Product: calmodulin-like protein 11
Exons: 4
Coding region: 173-622 (149 amino acids)
Molecular function (GO): enzyme regulator activity; calcium ion binding
Source: RefSeq, a predicted model, not a curated record